GAUGUUAAAAAAAUGUCGAUAAACGAUUGCAAUGUGUAACGAUAAAAUAUGAAAAAAAGGUUGACGAAAAAUAUAUAAGAGGAUAGAUAGAUAUCGAUAUUGUUAAACAAUCACGCUACACGCUGUAUCACGAACAAGCUACGAUUCAAAGAUGAAAGCGAUACUUGCGCUAUCUCUCGCCGCUAUUUCGGUGGCCCUCGUUUCCGCAACCGCGCCACCUAAAUGCCCGCCGAAUGAAGUCGAGGACGAAAUAAUCCUACUUCCAAAUCCAAAUGAUUGUACAUCAUAUUACGCUUGCAACAGAGGAACGGCAUUCUUGAUGAAAUGUAAUUCAGGACUUGAAUUCAAUGCCGAGUUAAAGAUUUGCGAUUGGCCACAAUCGGCGCACUGUCAAGUAACUCCGGAACCGAGCAAUGUUGAAUCUAACGAAUAAAGAAUCGAGCCAAAUAAUCC
Apis florea (little honeybee) is the source of this 453-nucleotide messenger RNA. Its product is annotated as peritrophin-1. Gene Ontology annotation, cellular component: extracellular region. Lineage: Eukaryota; Metazoa; Arthropoda; Insecta; Hymenoptera; Apidae. The record is from RefSeq and is a predicted model, not a curated record. Gene Ontology annotation, molecular function: chitin binding.